UCGAUAAGUAUCGAUAAGUUUCCCAUCACUAGAUGGAAGGUGAUUGUUUUCUUGUUCUGUAUCUAAACAAAAAUGAUUGCGAACAAUAACAUUAUAUAUUAGGGCACAGGAUGAAUUUGGGAGGCUCAAUUCGUAUUAAUAAGUUUGGAUUGUUUCUGAUUGCAAUUGUUCUAGUAGUACUAAUUUAUUAUUCAUCGUCUGGUAAAUCUCGGAAUAGCUAUAGUGCAAACAAAAAUCCUGAUGAAGUUAAUCUGCGGAAGCUUUUGAUUGGAUCUAUUCAAGCUGCCCAAAGAGGAGGGCUCGAGGUAGCGGAAGCAUCUAAAAUUAUCGACUAUAAAGUGCAUAGUAAGGGUAAAACAAAAGAAGGUGCAAAUGAUCCUGUGACAGAUGCUGAUUUCCGUUCUCAUUGUGUUAUGGCCGAUGGUCUACACAGGAUUUUUCCUAAGCUGAAAAUCAUUUUCGAAGAAGAUGAGGCGAAACAAGCGUGUCCAGAUGCAAAACUAUUUGAUUUGGAUCCAACGGUGAUAAACGAAAAUUCAAAUGUUCCGGAUGAUAUAAUUGAUAAUAACGACGUAACUGUUUGGAUAGAUCCAUUAGAUGCCACACAGGAGUACACAGAAAAAUUAUUCAAUUUCGUCACGACUAUGGUUUGCGUGGCAAUAAAAGGCAUCCCCACCAUUGGAGUGAUUCACAAUCCUUUUACCAAGAAAACUGUUUGGGGUUGGUCUGGCAAAGCCAUGUCGGAAACUUUGGAUCUUGUAAAAAAGGAAGACGACGUAAAACCUCAUUCUCGUUCUCAUAGUGGAGAUGUAAAAACCAUUGCUAAGGAUGUGUUUGGAGAAAAUUCGAAUGUUAUCUCCGCUGGUGGUGCAGGAUACCAAGUUUUGCAGGUACUUCAUAACAAUGCGACAGUAUAUCUCCAUUCGACAGCUAUAAAAAAAUGGGACAUUUGUGCGGGUAACGCGAUUCUUGCUGCUGUGGGUGGUAAAAUGACAAAUCUGAAAAACGAAGACAUAUUAUAUAACUACAAAGAUUCAUAUGUGAAUGAAAAUGGACUGAUUGCAACUGCUGUAGAAAGUACACACGAGUUAUAUAUUAAAAAAAUUAUUGAGAAGAAAGUAUUCAUUUAAAGCCUCAAAGUGAAAGGCCAUUUUCAGUUGUAAUUGAUGUUGAAACACAUCUUAUGUCAAGUUUGUGCGAAUUUACUUUUCGGUUCCUCAGUGUGUCGGUUGCUUUUUGAAAUAAGAACGUAAAAGUCAACUACAAGCUUAUAUUCUUGUAAUACCGAAUAAACAUAGCAUCAAUAAAAAGGUAA
Molecule: messenger RNA, 1315 nt
Organism: Wyeomyia smithii (pitcher-plant mosquito)
Lineage: Eukaryota; Metazoa; Arthropoda; Insecta; Diptera; Culicidae
Product: putative inositol monophosphatase 3
Biological process (GO): phosphatidylinositol phosphate biosynthetic process
Cellular component (GO): endomembrane system
Molecular function (GO): 3'-nucleotidase activity
Source: RefSeq, a predicted model, not a curated record